CUAACAACAAUCUUCCCUCCACAUCUAUCAUUCACAACACAAACUAAAAAUUCCCUCUUUCCCUCGUUUUCUGCUCUUCCUCCAUCUCCUUCCCCUAACCCCCACUUUCCCUCAAAAACCCAAAAUUCCGCCCCACUCUCUCUCUAAACCCCUCCACUUUCUCUCUCUACAGCCUUCCCCUCAGAUCCCCACUCCUGGCCACCGCCGUUCCGAUUCCCCACCGAUUCCUCACAGCUCAACUUCCCUUUUCCGAUGUCCAGCGGCGGCGCUCCUGCCUCCUCCCACCCACCGCCUCCCUCUGCGGGGGCAAGCUCCGCGCCGCCAUCCGCACCGAUUCUUCCCCCCCUCAGGGGCAACCUCGCUUUCGUCUCGAUGAAGCCGCCCUUUGUUGCUCCCGACGAUUACCAUCGCUUCACUUCUCCCGCUGCCCCCUCUAAGCUUGCCGAUCGGGAAGCCGAGGCUAUCAUCGUGAGAUCUCCAUUGAAAAGAAAGAUCAGACUAGACGAUAAUGGAAUUGAUUCCAGCAAGUUUACAAGCAGUCCCGGACAGACUGAUGUGUCUAGUAGUCCUUAUCACACCCCGGUAUCUGUUGCUAAAGGGGGGAGAACAAACAACAGGGCUAAGUCGACAAAGAGUAAUAAAUCGGUUCCUCAGACGCCAGUGUCAAAUCCUGACAUUGCAGGUUCCCCAUCUGCACUUACUCCUGCCGGCAGCUGCCGAUAUGAUAGUUCCUUAGGUCUCUUAACGAAGAAGUUCGUCAAACUAAUAAGGGAGGCAGAAGAUGGGAUUAUUGAUCUUAAUAAAGCUGCAGAAACCUUGGAGGUGCAAAAGCGGCGUAUAUAUGACAUAACAAAUGUCUUGGAGGGAAUUGGUCUGAUUGAGAAGACACUUAAGAAUAGAAUACGAUGGAAGGGUGCUGAUGCUUCUAAUUCAGGGAAUUCAGAUGGCAAUUCCUCUCAAUUACAGGCAGAAAUCGAAAAGCUUUCACUGGAAGAGCAAAAUCUGGAUAAUCAAAUAAGAGAAACGCAGGAGAGACUGAGAAAUUUGAGUGAAGAUGACAAUAAUCGAAAGUGGCUUUUCGUCACAGAAGAUGAUAUUAAGACCCUCCCGUGUUUUCUGAAUGAAACCCUCAUAGCUAUUAAAGCUCCCCAUGGAACAACUUUGGAAGUUCCUGAUCCUGCUGAAGCUGUUGAUUAUCCACAGAGGAGAUACCGCAUAAUCCUUAGAAGUACAAUGGGUCCUAUUGAUGUCUAUCUUGUAAGCAAAUUUGAGGAAAAUUUUGAGGAGGCCAAUGAAGUAGGGCCCUCAACUAGCUUUCCACAACAUGCUUCUAGCUCAAGUUCAGGUGUAAACACACGGAUGGAGAUGGUUUCUACUAGUCCGAGAAUCGAGAAGGCAGUGGAACGUCCAGUAUUGCAAGAUGCUCAUCAUCAUCAUAUGUUCUCGGACUUCAACGCUUCACCGGAGUAUGUAGGAGGAAUGAUGAAGAUUGUUCCUUCAGAUGCCGAUAAUGAUGCAGAUUAUUGGCUUCUUUCUGACGGGGGUGACAUUAGCAUCACCGACAUGUGGAAGACAGAUGGUAUCCUUGCAGAUUUUUAUUCUUCUCCUUCAACUCCCCCACGACCUGCUGACUUUGGGAUGGAGGAAGUCCACACUCCUCUGCCUCAGACUCCAUCAUCAAGGAUUGGUUGACAAGUCUUCUGGCAUAUUGUGAGAUCGACUCCUGGGGACUGUACAAAUUGAGCUAAGAUCAAGCAAACGGUCAUCAUUUUUCAGCAAAAGCAACAAUCAUCACUGCCUAAAGGACUUGUCACGCAGAGGCUCAAUUCUCCAGGAAGCUGACAGAUGGGGUAAGUUAACAAACAUUGCCUAUACUCUAAUUUUACCUUUACGUCUGUCUGUUGGAAGUGUGAAAAGGAAGAGAAAUAGGUGGGGGGAAACGUGGUGAGUGAAUGCUUUAGUAUGUAGUUGGGUAGUGUAGGACACACAUCAUAACAGAGUUUGUGGAGAGAAGAAACCAAGAAGUCGGAUUUGCAACUAUUUCGUUGAGAAUGUGAAUGUCCUUUGCAAUUGUGAUACCCAGUACCGACUGCUAUAGAAGAAUUAGUUUCAACCUUGGUAGGAAAACAAAUGUAACUGCUCUCACAACAUGGGACAAAAACAGAGUACGAGAUGAUAGGUGAACAGCAUUUCUCAACCAGAAUUUCUUCAUUUUUAUAGUUGUCUCUCAUCAUAGUUUUGUACACACUUCAAGUGAAAUUAUUAACAUGAUGUCAUUCAUGGAUGUAGGCUUCGAACUGCCCUCGUUUUCUUGGGUGAAUUCACCACCUGUCUUGUACUAUGACUGCCUCUGUGGUUGCAGCCUGUAAAACUCACAAAUGUUAGAUCGAUCUCGCAAGUAAUUCAUUGGUGGAAUUUCACGCUCUACCAUUUUUACCAGUGUUAUUGAAGUCGAGCCAAGCCGCUCGGUCCGACCGGUAAAAUCGCCACCCUGUCAAAAAAUUGGCUUGGAACAGUCUAAAAGCCGCUCCGAUUUUAUGUAGCGGUUGACGAGCGGCCGAGACGGUUAACCGCUCGUUCGAUUUUUGCGAUUAAGCCGUUAAAUUUAAUUAAAAAAAAUGCAGAAAAUUAAAAAUUGAAGUAAACAAAAAACGUCGAGCUCUCAAACUGAAUCCUUAUUUCCAUUUCAAAAUUUUGAAGGAAAGAGACAAGCUCUGAUUAAGAAAUGUCCACUAUUUAU
Molecule: messenger RNA, 2740 nt
Organism: Linum trigynum
Lineage: Eukaryota; Viridiplantae; Streptophyta; Magnoliopsida; Malpighiales; Linaceae
Source: the annotation of a GenBank genome assembly